CACUUCCGGGUUAAAACCAAACCUGACCUCCCCUGACGCAACUCUGACACAACUCACAUGUGUCAAAUUCAACAAGCCGGUAUAUAAUUACAGAAGUUAUUGAUUAAAUCGUGUCAGUGCACCAGGUAGUUGUUUCUUUUUACUUAAAAAAUGGCCGAUUCACCAGCAACUGCCGAUCAAUCCGGGGCAGGGGAAGGUGCUUUGCCCAAAGUGAAAAGUGAGAAGGAACUGGCAAAGGAGCAAAAGAAGGCAGAAAAGUUGGCUAAGUUCGAGGAAAAAAAGAAGAAGAAAGCUGAGGAGGAAGCACAGAAGAAAGCAAAGGAAGCAGAUGGUGAAAGUAAGAAAAAGAAACCUGAGCCAAAAGAAAAAGCUGUUGUAAAGUAUGAGAGUAAUACACCUGAUGGAGAGAAGAAAGACACAUCAUGCCCAAUGCCUGAGGCCUACAGUCCUUCCUACGUGGAAGCUGCCUGGUACAAGUGGUGGGUCAAGCAGCAGUUCUUCAAACCUGAAUAUAAUGAUCCCGCAAUGGACACGGAGAAGAGAGGCCUGUUUAUGAUGGUGAUCCCUCCACCAAAUGUCACGGGAUCCUUGCAUCUGGGGCAUGCACUGACCAACGCUGUAGAGGACUGCCUAACAAGAUGGCACAGAAUGAAUGGUAAGGUUACUCUAUGGGUACCUGGAUGUGAUCACGCAGGCAUAGCAACACAGGUCGUAGUGGAGAAGAAAGUCUGGCGAGAACAGAAGAAAACCAGACAUGAUUUGGGCAGAGAAAAUUUCGUUGAUGAAAUAUGGAAAUGGAAAAGAGAGAAGGGCGACCGAAUCUAUGAACAGCUGGAAAAGCUUGGCGGUUCCUAUGACUGGGACAGGAAGUGUUUCACAAUGGAUGAGAAACUGAGCACAGCAGUAACAGAGGCGUUCAUACAGUUGCAUGAGAGGGGUCUUAUAUACCGCAGUGUGCGACUGGUCAACUGGUCGUGUACCCUGAACUCUGCCAUAUCAGACAUCGAGGUCGACAAAGAGGAACUGGAGGGGAAAACCAUGAUUGCUGUACCAGGGUACAAGGACAAAGUAGAGUUUGGGGUGCUCAUCUCAUUUGCCUACAAAGUCGAGGGCUCCGAUGAUGAGAUCGUUGUGGCCACAACUCGUAUUGAGACAAUGCUUGGAGACACUGCUGUGGCUGUACAUCCAGAUGAUGAUAGAUACAUGAAGUAUCAUGGGAAAUACGUAAAACAUCCCUUUGUUGAUCGACGGUUGCCGAUUGUGUGUGAUUCCUUUGUGGAGAGAGCAUUUGGAACUGGUGCAGUGAAGAUCACCCCGGCCCAUGAUCACAACGACUAUGAGGUCGGACUGAGACACAAGCUGCCCUUCCUCACCGUCAUUGAUGACAAGGGAAACAUGACCGGAGAUUGUGGCGUAUUUUCUGGAAUGAAGCGAUUUGAUGCAAGGAGGGCCGUACUUAAGGCCCUUGAAGAGAAAGGUUUACUGCGUGGGAAGCUGGAUAAUCCCAUGGUGGUCCCUAUAUGCAGUCGUAGCAAGGACGUGAUAGAGCCGUUGUUAAAACCUCAAUGGUACGUGGAUACUAAGGACAUGUCUGCAGACGCUGUCAAGGUUGUGCAGGACAAGGAAUUAAAGAUCAUUCCUGAAUCCCACGAGAAGACCUGGUUUAACUGGCUGGAGAACUGCAGAGACUGGUGUAUAUCCCGACAGCUGUGGUGGGGUCAUCGUAUCCCAGCAUACUUUGUUACUGUGGAUGACCCGAGCGUUCCACAGGGGUCUGAUAUUGACGGGGAGUACUGGAUCGUUGGCAAGAAUGAAGAAGAGGCUAAAGAAAAAGCUGCAAAGAAGUUUAAGGUUCCGAAAGAAAAGAUCACUCUUCGUCAAGACCCAGAUGUGCUGGAUACAUGGUUCUCGUCAGCGUUGUUUCCAUGCUCAGUAUUAGGUUGGCCAAACAAGACUCCUGAUCUUGAGAAGUUCUACCCGGGCACCCUGCUGGAGACUGGACACGACAUCCUGUUCUUCUGGGUGGCAAGGAUGGUGAUGUUUGGGCGUACACUGAUGGGGAAACUGCCUUUCACGGAGGUAUUCUUGCACGCCAUGAUCCGUGACGCCCACGGGCGGAAGAUGAGCAAGUCACUGGGCAACGUAGUGGAUCCACUGGACGUAAUCCAAGGCAUCACACUGGAGGAUCUCCACAAACGUCUCGAGGAGGGGAACCUGGAUGAGAAGGAGUACAAGACAGCGAGGGAGGGUCAGAAACAGGACUACCCGAAUGGGAUACCAGAGUGUGGCACAGACGCUCUACGAUUUGCUCUGAUUGCAUACACCUCACAAGGUCGAGACAUCAAUCUGAACGUGCUGCGUGUACAGGGUUACCGGUUCUUCUGCAACAAGCUCUGGAAUGCCACACGGUUUGCGCUCAUCGCCCUGGGCCCUGAUUUCAAACCAAAGCCAUCUGCUCAGCUGACUGGAUCUGAAAAUGAGAUGGAACUAUGGAUCCUCAGUCGACUGUCAUAUGCCGUAGAGAAGUGCAAGGAAGGGUUCGAGAACUACGAUUUUCCACUCGCAACCAAUGCACUCUACAACUUCUGGUUGUACGAACUCUGCAACUGGUACUUGGAGAACAUCAAGCCGACAAUAUACGGAACUGACGAGAAGGCCAAGGUAGUGUGUCAAGACGUGCUGUACACGUGUCUAGAUACAGGCCUGCGUCUGCUGCACCCUUUCAUGCCAUUUGUGACUGAAGAGCUCUUCCAGAGGUUGCCAAGGAGAUCUGCAUCAGAACCCCCCAGCAUCUGCGUGACCCCGUAUCCAUUAACAAAAGACUUUACCUGGCACAAUCCUGAUCUUGAGCAGGAAGUAGAUUUUGUGCAGAACAUAGUAAAGUCUGUCCGCUCUGUACGUGGGGACUACAACAUCACCAAUAAGAUGAAGCCAGACUUGUUCAUUCGCUGUUCUGACGAGGAGACAGCGAAACUAGUGCAAAAACACACAGACACCAUCAAGGUCAUUACUCUGGCCGCAGACGUUAGGGUCCUCACAGGGGAGACGCCACCGGCAGGCUGUGCUGUACAGACUGUGUCUGCAAAGUGUGAAACACACUUCAUGAUUAAGGACUUCAUUGACAUACAGAAUGAGAUUGGCAAGUUGACGAGCAAGAAAGACCGUCUCCAGGGGCAACUGAAGAAGAUCCAGGACUCGAUGGCUCGAGACGAUUACCUGACCAAGGUGCCAGAGGGCAUCCAACAGGAAAACAAUACCAAGCAAGCUGAGUUGAAUGAAGAGAUAGAGAAGUUGACUGCAGCCAUGAAUAUGUUGUCAUCUAUACAAUAACAUUCACGUUGUUAGAGAGAGAAGUUGACUGCAGCCAUGAACAUGUUUUCAUCUAUACAAUAACUUUCACGUUGUAAGUUUGCUGCAGCCAUGAGCAUGUUGUCAUCAAUACAAUACGGUAUCAUUCGAGUUGUUAGUAGACUGCAGCCAUGAACAUUUUGUCAUCAAUACAAUAAUUUUGACGCUGGUAGAGACCACCCAUAUCUGUCUGAUUGUGAAGAAAAUGUGUUGUUUUUGGAAUGAGGUUAUUUUACUGACAUUAUUGAUAUUAUUUUGAAUAAACAUAUUGUAAGGUUUUCUUGUGAAAGAAUAUGUUUGAAUACAUCACUUUUAUGAUUUUUGCAGAAAAAUGUUCACGACUAUUUAUUUACACCCUCAAAGAUCGGUAAGAUGCGUCUAAAUAAAUAUAUAAUCAUGUAUGAAA
Messenger RNA from Dreissena polymorpha, 3754 nucleotides. Its product is annotated as valine--tRNA ligase-like. Lineage: Eukaryota; Metazoa; Mollusca; Bivalvia; Myida; Dreissenidae. Gene Ontology annotation, cellular component: cytosol. The transcript is spliced from 24 exons. Gene Ontology annotation, molecular function: aminoacyl-tRNA deacylase activity; ATP binding; valine-tRNA ligase activity. Gene Ontology annotation, biological process: valyl-tRNA aminoacylation. Bases 151 to 3330 code for a protein of 1059 amino acids. The record is from RefSeq and is a predicted model, not a curated record.